Molecule: messenger RNA, 201 nt
Organism: Clunio marinus
Lineage: Eukaryota; Metazoa; Arthropoda; Insecta; Diptera; Chironomidae
Source: the annotation of a GenBank genome assembly
AUGUUGGAAUUACUCACAACAAAUCUUGAUAAUCCGGAAAAAAUAUCUGCAGCUCGUGUACAAGUACAACAACUAAGCAUAAUUCUUUGUUCAAGGAGAUUCCAAGGGCAUCAGGAAUCCAUGAAAAGUUUAAAAUGUUAUGUAAUUGUCUUCGGUGUUGCUAUAACUGUAUGCUAUUGCUAUGUUCACCACAUCGUAUAA